AAUGUUGGGGAAAGUGAUGGAAGCAUAGGAGAAAGAGAACGGGAGGGUGUCUAAUUGAUUAAAGAAUACUCCCCAGUCCCCAGUGUAUAUAGACUUCUUCAAUUUUCUUUACUCUUCAGCUAUCACUCUUCCACGAUCUUCUUCCUGGCCAACACACAUCCGUGCUUUGAAUUCCAUGCCGACGCCAUCUAGUGAUAUGAUGCCCACCAUAUACAGGCCAACACACAUCCGUCCGUCUAGCAAAUCAAUUUUAUAAAAAGAAAAAAAAUUGAACUUCAAGUUGAGAAUUCCUUUUGAUUCAUUCAGGGUAGAUUUGAGAUGGCAAACUUUUUGCUGCAAGUUUAAAUUUUUAGCCAGGUCCUAGAUCAAAGGCCUUUGAUUUGCAUAAAAGAGGAAAUGAUGUUGUUCACUAAGACCCUCCCUCUUCCUUCUCCCCCCUUGAAGGACUUAACUUUUCUGGACUCUAAACUCAACCUUCCACUCUCCCUCCCUAUUACAAAAGCCAAUGGAAAUAUCAACAGAAACCCUUUCUUGACCUCGUGCCUCAAAACGUCCCUGGAAUCAAUUGUAUCACCUGAACCAUUUAACACCCCCGCACCCUCCCGCGUCAAGAUUCUUUCAGAAGCACUGCCCUUCAUUCAGAAAUUCAGGGGUAAGACAGUCAUAGUGAAAUACGGUGGAGCUGCAAUGAAAUCUGAAGCCCUUCAGGCAUCUGUUAUUGCCGAUCUUGUCCUCCUCUCAUGUGUUGGUCUCCGAAUCGUCUUUGUCCAUGGAGGGGGUCCCGAAAUCAACCAUUGGCUUGGACGGUUGGGCAUCCAGCCCACCUUCUUAAACGGGCUUCGCAAAACCGAUGCUUCUACCAUGGAGAUAGUCUCCAUGGUAUUGGCUGGUAAAAUCAACAAGCAUCUCGUCUCCUUGAUCAAUAAGGCAGGGGCAACUGCAGUGGGACUGUCAGGCAUUGAUGGCCGCCUUAUAACUGCGCGGCCCUCGCCCAGCGCAGCAGAGCUUGGGUUCGUUGGCGAGAUCGAGAACGUGGACCCCACCGUGCUCAGGCCUCUCAUUGACAACUACCACAUCCCGGUGAUUGCGUCGGUGGCAGCCGACAGGGCAGGGCAGUCCUACAACAUCAAUGCAGACACAGCCGCCGGCGAGCUGGCGGCUGCUUUGGGGGCAGAGAAGCUGUUGCUCCUGACAGACGUGGCUGGGAUCUUGGAGGACCGAAAUGACCCCAGGACCUUGGUGAAGGAGGUUGACAUCAAAGGAGUGAAGAAGAUGAUGGAUGAUGGGAAGAUCGCCGGCGGGAUGAUUCCAAAAGUGACUUGCUGCUUGAGGUCUCUGGCACAGGGGGUACGCACUGCGAGUAUCAUCGACGGGCGUCUUGAACACUCCUUACUGCUCGAGAUCCUCACGGAUAAAGGAGCUGGAACUAUGAUUACUGGGUAAUAAACUAUCCUACACUCUCCUAAGCUUCUUUUUUUUUUAAUUCCCAGCUUUUGCUUUGGUUUGCUUUCCAUUGCUGGAGCAUUUGUGUGUGCUUUUGUGGUUUUUGAUUCCUCCACAUUGAUACCUUGAGAUAUGUGAUCUGGAAUUCUUUGAGUAAUGAAUGCCUGUUGUAAUAGUUUUUAUUAUUUUUUUGAGAUGAAAUAAAGUUAUAGCCUUAUU
Cuscuta campestris is the source of this 1662-nucleotide messenger RNA. The record is from the annotation of a GenBank genome assembly. Lineage: Eukaryota; Viridiplantae; Streptophyta; Magnoliopsida; Solanales; Convolvulaceae.